Molecule: messenger RNA, 993 nt
Organism: Punica granatum (pomegranate)
Lineage: Eukaryota; Viridiplantae; Streptophyta; Magnoliopsida; Myrtales; Lythraceae
Source: RefSeq, a predicted model, not a curated record
CGAAAACAAAUUGCAUGGGUGGGGAUACAUAUCCACAUAGUGUACGGCUCCCUCUAUAUUAUAUAUACAUCAAAGCCGAGGAUUUGAGAGUACUCGGAAACACGCAGAGAGGUAGAGAGUAAAAAUGACGGAAUCGAAGGAAUCGAAAUUCAAGAGGUUGUGCGUGUUCUGCGGGAGCAGCCCCGGGAAGAAGAGCAGCUACAAGGACGCCGCGGUCGAGCUCGGGAAAGAACUCGUUGCGAGGAACAUCGACCUCGUGUACGGAGGAGGAAGCAUCGGUCUUAUGGGUUUGGUCUCUCGAGCCGUUCAUGACGGGGGUCGACAUGUCCUUGGGAUCAUCCCAAAGAGUCUUAUGCCCCGCGAGUUAACCGGAGAGCCGGUCGGAGAAGUGAAGCCGGUCACGAGCAUGCACCAGAGGAAAGCAGAGAUGGCUAAACAAGCCGAUGCCUUCAUCGCUUUACCCGGUGGCUACGGGACUCUCGAAGAACUUCUCGAGGUGAUCACCUGGGCUCAGCUCGGCAUUCAUGCUAAGCCGGUGGGCUUAUUGAACGUAGACGGGUACUACAACUCUUUGCUAUCUUUCAUCGAUGAAGCAGUAGAGGAAGGUUUCAUCGGACCCAAUGAUCGCAGUAUCAUUGUUGCGGCGCCUUCCGCCAAGGAAUUGGUUAACAAAAUGGAGGAGUAUAGCCGUUGCGAUGAGGUUGAAGGAGUAGCACUAAAACUAAGUUGGGAGAUCGACGGCCCCAGCCACCUAGCAGGAAAAUGAUGAUGGAAGAUUAAGGGCAUAUUUGAACAGAGGAAUAAAGAAAGAGGUCCAAAUCAUAAGAUAAAAGAAAGAAAGAAAAUUUACACCACAGUCCGAUUUGUUUUCUUUUCCUUUUCCCCCACAAGACAUCAGAUUUGAGUAUCAGAUAACAUUGAUUAUCGCCUUUGUUUCUGAUUACUGAUUCGAUUGCAUCCAAUAAAUUAGCAGCCUUCUUUUCCUGAGUUAUA